GCGGCGCCCUGCCCCCGCCACGACAUGGCGGCCGCGCGCUGCCUGGGCUGGCCGCUGUCACCUCUAUGGAGACUGUGGCAGCCCCGGGGCUUGCCACGGAGUUCGGCCCCGGGCUUGGGCCCGCGAGGGAGGGCUUACUCCCGCACCGCCCUCUAUGAGCUGCUGGGCGUCCCCCCGACGGCCACGCAGGCACAGAUCAAAGCGGCGUACUACCGGCAGAGCUUCCUCUACCAUCCGGAUCGCAACCCCGGCAGCACCGAGGCCGCCGAGCGCUUCACGCGCAUCUCCGAAGCUUAUCUGGUCCUGGGCAGCACCGUCCUCCGUCGCAAGUAUGACCGAGGUCUGCUCAGAGACCAGGACCUGCGCGGACCCGGCGUCAGGCCCUCCAGGACACCCCCGGCCGACCCCACCCCUCCCCAACCUCCUCCCUAUACUCCUCGGGCUCACGGAGGCACUCGGGCCUCUACCGGCGACCGUCGCACUAUGUUCGACUUUGACGCCUUCUACCAGGCGCACUAUGGGGAACAGCUAGAGAGAGAGCGGCGUCUGCGCGCCCGGAGGGAAGCCCUUCGCAAAAAGAAGGAGGGCGGAUCCAACAAGGGGCUCCGCUGGGACGAUACCCGAGAUGCCACUUUCUUUAUCCUCAUUUUCCUCCUCUUCGCCUUCUUCGGGUCCCGUGUUUAAUCGGAGAAAAGGAGGGAAGAGGAACCAGCCCAAGAAACUUGCUUUUCUUGACUUUUGAACUAUUGGUUGCCUUUCUUAACCUUUGAACUAUUGGUCUUGGAUUGAACUGACUACCUCUAGGGCGGUUUCUUGACUCUCCUAGCACCUUCCCAGCCUGGCUGGUGAUCAACACAUCCUUCUCCUAUGGUCCAGAAAAAGAGGCUCUUCCAUGGCCAAAAAAGAGCCCCCAGGAUGAAGACACCCGAAAACUAGACAUUUAAGUGCUUUCCGGAGUCCCCUGGAUGCCGGUUUGUUUCUAGAAGUUGCCUUCCAGAUGUCAACUCCCAGAACCGUUGCUCUGGUUUUAUCCAGAGGCCCUGAGCAAGCUUUGUCUUGUGCCCUGCCACAUGUUUAUACCAUGGGGCAGCACAUCCUCUGUAACCUUUGAACAGUGCAAUACUACUGGGUUGUCCGCUGCCAAAGAGAUUUAAUUCUUGGGGCGUGCAUGAAACUUGUCUUUCUGUGUUACCCCAAGCCACAGGUGAGACUUGAUCAACGCUCCAGCAGACGCUGGGGAUGUGCCUAGCUCAGUGAGAGAAUGCUAGCAUGCAGCAGGUACUGGGUUCAGUCCCCAGCACUGCUAAGGUCCUUCCGUGGCCCCCUUCCCCGCCAAGAAAAAAGUUAGUGCAAGAUUCCCAUUUUACUCAGGUCUGUUUCACACCACCUCUGUCAGGUGGGAGCCGGAAAACAAAGCCCUGGAGUAUGACGAGUAUGUGUGCGUCCAUAUUUAUCCAGGGUGUGACCUUGGGGGAAGGUGCCCUGUGGGUGUAAACACAGAAGAGUAAAUAAUUUGCUCUCCUGAGAUCUGUCACUAUGACUCAUAUUCGACUCCACAGUGGUGAUGUAGGGGGAUGCUAAGGGGCCAAGUCCGUCUUGGGACAGUGUGCCUGCCUGUCCUUGGUCUGCCUUUCAUUGUAACUGUGUGGCCUGCUCACUGUGACAAGACUUGGAGCUUGAGUUCCUGAGUGUGGCCCAUGCAUCUGCAGUGCUGAUCACAGGUGUCACAAGUCAAAUCCUGCUACCGAGAGGCUGUUGGAUUGUGGGAGUAAUUUUGGGCCCUGGAGCAGCCAGGAGGAGAAGCAGCAGGAGGCUCGCUGGUUAAGGUGGAGAUGAUGUCCAGAGUGUAGUUAUAGGCCUCUGAUCGAUGGAGGACGCUGAGGCUGGAGGAUUGUGACCAAUUACAUAGCAAGACUUGUCUUUAAAAAGAUAUAAAAUGAUGGGCAUAGUGGCUCACACCUGUAAUCACACCUUUAAUCUUGGGGGGGGGAGAAAAAAAAGAUACAAAAAAAGUUGAAAACUAGAUUCCUCAUAUGCUGCUGACCAAGGAUUGUAAUGAGUUUUUGGGAGAGUUGUCAUUUGGAUUUGGGGGAAAUUUCUGUUGUUUUGUUUUGUUGAGGUACUGUCUAGUAACCCAGGCUGGUCAUGAACUUUCUUUGUGCCUAAUACUGAACUUUUUUUUUUUAAAGAUUUAUUUAUUUAUUAGGUA
This is a messenger RNA of Peromyscus maniculatus bairdii (prairie deer mouse), 2209 nucleotides long. RefSeq names its product DnaJ heat shock protein family (Hsp40) member C30 (gene Dnajc30). The record is from RefSeq and is a predicted model, not a curated record. Lineage: Eukaryota; Metazoa; Chordata; Mammalia; Rodentia; Cricetidae.